UGCGUCGGAAAUUAAACGAAUACGUUUGUAUUGGAGUAUUGGGCAGAGUACUUGCAGACGCGUUGCAUAGGGGGGCUGAAACAACCCUCUCGGCUCCCGAAAACGUUCAGUCUACGCCAGUCCGUCGGGCAGCACGGACGCUUCGCGCGCGCUCGCAAAUUUUCGAACUUUCCAUUCCAUAUCUGAAAUAUAGUGUUUAUUUUUACUUUUUUAUUGAAGGACGACCGGCAGCGUCAGAAUAUUAACCCGUCAAGGAGGCACCGUUUUGAUCACCAUCAUGGGCCGACGUUACUUAAUUUCGCUGUGGGUUCUGAUUUUCGUCUCGGCAGCUUACUGUCAGACUGAAACGGAGCCUCCAACAACUGCAACUACCAAGGCUCCAGCAACGACAACAGUCGUGACAUCAACUACUACCGCGUGGGAGACGGAGACACUGAACGAGGGCCAGGCGAUCCAGAAGGCGCUUCAGUACCUGCUGCAGCACCGCCAGCCCGACUGGGGCUGGGGUAACGACACGCACCACGUUAUGCUGACCUUGCAGUUGGCCAAUAAUACCGGUAAGGAGAUCGAACAACAAGGGCUGGAGAUGCAGCUUUCAGCUAAGCAAAUGGAGAUUGAGAUAUUGCUUAUGAUGUCCAAGCACCACGAGUCCCCCCCACCUCUGGGGCGCCUCGCCGCUUACACUCUGGCUCUGGGCGCGCUCUGCAAGGAUCCUCGCUCGUUCCACGGCCGGGACCUGGUGGCAGCACUCCUCCACAGGGAGCCGCCUCAUGAUCUUGAGUUCGCGUACGCAACCCUGGCUGCUUGCUCGUCGGCUGCUCAUGUUCGCCGCCGGCAUAUUAGGAGGCUCUUGGAUAUUGCUAACGCUGCGUCUGAUCAUAGCCUUGACACGAUAUCGAUGGUGAUCCUGGCACUGCGCUGCGUGGUGCAGGACCACCGCCACCGCAGCCUCAUCCACUUCGUGCGCCGCCCCAUGGCCGGGCUCGCGCGCCAGCAACACUCCGACGGCAGCUUCGGCACUCUCACUACUACCGCUCUUGCUAUACAGGCUCUUGAAGACUCAGACAGUGGGCCGGGAGCCCACCAGCACUGGAGCUUCCCUGCAGCCAGGAAGUGGCUUCUGGAGCGACAGAACGCGGACGGCGGCUGGGGCGACGUCGCCAAGACCGCUGCAGCUGUGGCGGCGCUCACUCCUGCUUCUUUAGCUGCUGUGCGACCCCCGCAUUGCAGUGAUAAGCUGCUUGAUAGCCGACAUGAACCAUUAGACAGCAACGGCGGCGACGGCACUCUGAAGCUGGCGUACCAGUCCGGCAGCACCAGCAACGAGUCUGACGCGCGCAACGUGUCCUUCACGUACACGCUGUGGCUCGGAACCAACGUCACUGAGAACUUCACCCUCCACAUGGUCACUCCAAAGAACGUAUCAUUCUACCACGUGAUGCAAAUGGCGGCGGAACACAACCCUAAGUUCAAGUUCGAAGCUAGCGAGUGGCCGAACGGUCACUACGUGCACACGCUGGCUGGGCACAAGGAGGAGCCCAUGGGCUACCACUACUGGCUGCUGUACCGCCUGCCCGAGAUCCCCGACCCGGCAAGCCCGCCCGGCAACCAGCUCGUCGCUCCCGUCGGUGUGGACGACCUAUUAGUUGAAGAUGGAGAGCACUACUUAUUCUGGUACAAGAAGUUGUAAUUCCAUCAAGCCGUUGCAGCUACCCUAUGUUACAGACUCAUUGUAAUCCCAACGUGUGUAGAUGGAUUUAAGAUUGCAAGCAAAUAACGACAUUAAUACGAGAAGCAUAGAGCUGAAUGUUGUUUACUUCACUGACUGUUCCGUACCGCUAAGAAUAGCGAAAUAGUUUCAACUUGACCUGUCUUGAGAAAGAGAGACCUUCAGAUGCAAGUUACUACAGGCUGUGGGUCACAGCACAAGAAUUAAAGUCCUUAACGAGAGCGUCAUUUAGGAAGAAAAUGUCAAAUCAUUGUGCAAGUCAGAGGACUUAGGGGAAAUAAUUGACAUUUUAAAUGUAGAUGUCGUUACUUGCUUACAAACAUUAGCAUCUUUAACCUGCAUUAAUAUUUUAUACUUGUUUUGAUAAUAUUACUCAUAUUUCCAAGUUUAGAACCUACAUUCACUAUUUGUACUCGACUCUCAAUAGAAGAAUAGCCUAGAUUUCUAUCAAAUCGUAUAAACUCAAUCAAUUGUGGUUUAACAGUUUCGUAGCUUAGCAGUGGUCAAUUCUCAUACGUUACCGUAGAAAUGUUGCCGUUUUAAAAAUCAGUUUCUACUGUUAAAAUGUUACCUUGUAUGGAUACCGAAGACCUAGUUUUUCCUACCCAAGAAGGGAUUUUAAUGUAAAUAUUUUGGUGUUUUAGCAUGGUAUGUGACAUGUAUAAGCUGGUAGAUGUGUUACUUUCGAUGGCUGACUAUCCGAAAUCUAUCAUACUACUGAUAUUACAGAGUGUCACUAAUACCUGUAAUUUUACUAUACAGUACUCAAACGGUAACUGUCUGUUGUAAAAAGCAGAGCAAUAGCAACAGCGAUUUUUUUCAAUUAUUGCUGAACUUUUAUUCAUAUACUUAUAAGACAAUGAUUCGAACAGCAAUCAUUGUGUAUUUUACGCUGUUGUCGCUUGGCGUAAUUUGACUGCGAGUUUUCUGAUAAACCUGCUGGCACAUUUACGAGUAUUUGGUGAGGGCUACAUGUCAUAUCUAAUAAUCAUGUUAAAACACCUGUCGUAGGAUCUAUCAUUGUAAGACAUUAGUUCAGUGUAUACUUAAUAUGCAUUAUAUUUUAAAAGUGCAAUAACUCUGUAAUUUAACACUGUCAAUAAUAUUGUCAGAAAAUUUAUACUAAAUUGUUAACUUUCUGAAAAUAUUACGGGCAUUAUUUUUAUCUUGCAACACCUUGCAUGUUAGAUGGGCAUGUAUCAUAGCUUAGAUCAAUGUUUAAGAUUCGUGUUAAAGUAAGCGAUUCUCAAUUUAAAACAUUUUUAAUACAUACAUAAUACAUCAAUUUAGUGAAAAUUUUGUAUGUUCCUUUAAAAGCUUCAAGAAAACCUUGUCAACUGUGGGAAACAAGAUAACUUAUAAGAGAAAGAAAUCGUAAAUUGCUUUGUCAAAACAAUGCAUAAUUUUCAUUAAAUCGAUAGGUAAUUCUAGUUAAAUAUUGUGUAAUCUCAAACCAUAGAUUUUAAAACUAAUCAUUUUAGACGAGACUGAACGCAGCGUUAUCUGAUUAAAGUGCGUUAGAAUAACAUUUUUAUUGUACCUAUUGAAUAGUUCUUAAUAAACUAUGAAAAUUCAGUAUUC
Molecule: messenger RNA, 3310 nt
Organism: Trichoplusia ni (cabbage looper)
Lineage: Eukaryota; Metazoa; Arthropoda; Insecta; Lepidoptera; Noctuidae
Exons: 11
Coding region: 278-1690 (470 amino acids)
Biological process (GO): cobalamin transport
Molecular function (GO): cobalamin binding
Source: RefSeq, a predicted model, not a curated record